AUGAGUUCGACGAUUACUCCCGUCACCGAGUGGCCCGACUACAAUGUCGAUCCCACCGGUGGUAACCCCGUGACUCAAGAUCUCAAUGCCCCAUACGACAAGGGAGACUUGUGCUGGCUGCUCGUCUGCACAAUUCUCUGCUGGCAGAUCACUCCCGCCAUCGGCUUCCUCUACGCGGGAAUGCACCGCCGAAAGGCGGCCUUGACCAUGGUCCUCCAGUCCCUGUUUUGCUCGUGCGCGUGCGGUAUUCAGUUCUGGAUCUAUGGAUAUUCGCUGUACCAGUCGAGGACUACGAAUCCCAUCUGGGGAGACAUGUCGCUUGCUGCGUUUCACAAUGUCCUUGCGCAGCCGUCCAUGGCCAACUCUGAUGUCCCCGAGAUUCUAUAUGCUGCCUUUGGCUUCACUUUCGUUUCCGCUACCGCCAUGAUUUUGGCCGGAGCUAUGCUAGAGCGUGGCCGUCUCCUCCCCAGCAUGGUGUUCCUGCUCUGCUGGACCACCUUUGUCUACUACAUCCUUGCAUACUGGGAGUGGAACCCCAGCGGUUGGCUCUACAAGCUCGGCCUCUACGAUUUUGCCGGAUCCGGUCCCGUUCACAUCGCCAGCGGCUUCGGCGCCCUCGCCUGGUCCAUGAUGCUCGGCCCCCGACUCUCCGAGUCCACCACGACGGACCGCAAGAAGGCGGUUCACUACAAGCCGCACAACCCUCUGCUCAUGUGCAUCGGCACCGUGUUUAUCUGGUUCGGAUGGUUCGCUUUCAACGGUGCUAGCACUGCCAACUUGAGUCUUCGAUCUAUCUACGUUGUGGUCAACACCAACUUUGCCGCUUGCGGUGGUGGCGUUGGUUGGGUCCUUCUCGACUACUUGUUCACACGCAAGUUCAGCCUGGUCGGUUUCUGCUCCGGCAUCAUUUCCGGUCUUGUUGGCAUUACUCCUGCUGCAGGUUUCACCCCCGUAUACGUCGCUUCCCUUAUUGGCCUCAUCACCUCCACCUUCUGUUACUUCACCGUCAAGUACAAAUAUCUCAUCGGCAUCGACGACGGCCUCGAUAUCUUUGCCAUCCAUGGUGUCGGAGGUGUUAUCGGCGACAUCCUCACCGGUCUCUUCGCCGCCCAGUUCGUCCCAGCUCUCGAUGGUGUUUCUGGUGACGCAUAUGCUGGUGGAUGGUGGGAGCACCAAUGGCGACAGCUUGGACUUCAGCUUGCUGGUGCCGUGACCUGCGCCGCCUGGUCCUUCUGCAUCUCGUGCCUUCUGCUCUUUGUCAUCAACAAGAUCCCUGGUCUGCACAUCCGUGCCAGCGAGGAGCAUGAGAUCCGUGGACUCGACUUCAAGUACCUCAGCGACGUGGACUGGGAGGAUCACUACAUGAAUGGUGGACUUACUCCCACAGAGGGUGUCUCAGGAGGCUCUACUUCGUCUCAGAGGAUGGUUGAGGAGACGGAUGUGGAGAAGAAGGUUGAUUGA
Messenger RNA from Fusarium falciforme, 1461 nucleotides. Its product is annotated as Ammonium transporter. The record is from RefSeq and is a predicted model, not a curated record. Gene Ontology annotation, biological process: ammonium transmembrane transport. Gene Ontology annotation, cellular component: plasma membrane. The coding region runs from base 1 to 1461 and encodes 486 amino acids. Gene Ontology annotation, molecular function: ammonium channel activity. Lineage: Eukaryota; Fungi; Ascomycota; Sordariomycetes; Hypocreales; Nectriaceae. The transcript is spliced from 5 exons.